Triticum aestivum (bread wheat) is the source of this 2195-nucleotide messenger RNA. RefSeq names its product DNA (cytosine-5)-methyltransferase DRM1. Gene Ontology annotation, cellular component: nucleus. The record is from RefSeq and is a predicted model, not a curated record. Gene Ontology annotation, molecular function: DNA (cytosine-5-)-methyltransferase activity. Bases 62 to 1273 code for a protein of 403 amino acids. The transcript has 7 exons. Lineage: Eukaryota; Viridiplantae; Streptophyta; Magnoliopsida; Poales; Poaceae.
UCGGCACACAAACAAACCCACACUUCUCUCCCCUCCGUCCGGCUCCGGAUUCAAGAGAAACAUGCACGGCGGCGGCACCAGCACCCGUGACGGAGACGGCGAACUGCGCGCGCGCGGCUUCCACGUUCCCCAGCACCGGAGCACCGCGGCGCGCGGCCUCCAGCUCGCCCAGCACCGGGGCAGCGCGGGGCGCAGCCUCCAGCUUUCGCAGCACCGGGGCAGCACGAGUGCCUCCGCCGAUGCCACCGAUGGAGGAAGAAAACCCCCGCCGAUGCCACCGGUGGAGGAAGAAAGGCGCGGCUUCCACCUUUGCCAGCACCGGGGCAGCACGAGCGCCUCCGCCGAUGCCACCGACGGAGGAAGAAAUCCCCCGCCGCCGCCGCCGCAGGACCUCUCGGACAGGCCGGGUUCCUCGCGGCACGUCCUGUCGGGUUCGACAGACCUGAUGGUCGCCCUUUACAUUGAGAUGGGUUUCCCUGCAGCGAAGGUCGCCAUGGCUCUCGAGCACACUGGAGGACAGGUCGAGGAUGAAGCCAUCCUGGACUGGCUGAUUAAUCAUGAGGAGACUGAUCUAGAGGGGUCCAGCUCACCAAUUGACCUGGAGGGGUUCAGCAGUUCAUCGAGUGACCUGGAGGUGUUCGGCUCAUCAAGAGACCUAGAGGCAUUUGGUGAAGAGCUGACAGAGAGAGAAAAGAAGUUGUGGACACUAGUGGAGAUGGGUUUCACAGAGGAAGAGGCCUCUUCAGCCAUUGACAUAUGUGGUGUGCACGAACAAGAUUCAAUACUUGCUGAUGCAGUAUUGGCUGCACAGAUAUUUAAGAGAGACAAUGACUCUGCUGAGAGUGUACUACUGGAUACACCUCAAGAACCUCCAUACUUUUACUUUGAGAAUGUUGAACGCGCCCCGAAAGGGGUUUGGGAUGAGAUGUCUCGUUGUCUUUACAAUCUAGCACCUGAGUAUGUGGACUCAAAGGAUUUCUGUGCAGCAACACGGAAAAGAGGCUAUAUCCACAAUCUUCCUGUAAAAGGAAGGUUCCGUAUCCAGCCAAUGCAACAAACAAAAAUACAGGAGAAAUUUCCACGGACAAAACAAUGGUGGCCUGCAUGGGAUACAAGGACACAAUUGAACUGUAUACAGACUGUGAUGGCCCCUACGACAGCAUCAAACAGGGUGCGAGAGAUCCUUAGUGAUUGUGAUGGCACCCCAAGUGAAGCUAAUCAGAAAAACAUCCUCAAUCUAUGUAAAUGUUGUUGUGUCUGCCGAGAUAUCUGAAGUCAACCAAGGCAUCGCUUAGGAAUAGGUGGUGCAGAGGUCGCCUUGCAUCGCUUAGGAAUACGUGUAAAUGUUGUUGUGUCUGCCGAGAUAUCUGAAGUCAACCAAGGCAUCCUGAAGAUCUGGUGGGAGCGAUCAAAUCAAAAAGGGAAGCUAGUUGAGAUGGGUGACGUGGAAAAUAUCAAUGACAAUGACCUCGAGAUAUUGGUGAACAGAUUUGGUGGUUUUGAUCUGGUUGUUGGUGGAAGCCCAUGCAACAACAUUUCAGGUGGAAACAGGCACAGCCGUGUAGGGCUGGGGGGAGAGCAGUCUAGGCUAUUCUACCACUAUGUCCGCAUACUGAAACAAGUCCGGAAAAUAAUGCGAAAGAUGAAGCGGCGAAAGAUGAAGCGGCGUGCCUUGCCAUGAAAGUUGGGAGAUGCAUUUUAAUUGGAGAAAGAUUUCAAGCACUAAGCCAGACGGUUACAUCAGCACCAAUGGGAUCUGGAAGAUCGAUUGUAGACAAAGGACCUUGCUGUUUUUAGUCUGAUCGAUUGCAACUUUUCAUGUAUCAAGCAAACACCAGUUGAAAAUGCCCAAGCUUUGAGCGAAUUCUUAUAGCAUUGUACUCUUGUCUGUAGAUCUAUUGCAUGCCAUAGAUUAUGCAACCUGUGCACUCGUAAACCAUGCACAUAACUUGGUUUUCUUUUAUCAGAUUUUGCGGACCACACUAGCCUAGGGUGCUGAAAGAAAAGUAGAAUCCAUGACAUAUAAAAACACCUAUGAUAAACUGCAGGUAUUUAGUGAGGAUGCAUGUCCACAUGUUUUCAGCAACCAAAUAUUGCAGAGGUUUUGUCUUUAGUAGUUGCUGAAUUAAACUGAUCAAUUCCUUUGGUGAUACUUCAUAGCUAGCUCUUUGGUGAUACUUCAAUCCUUCAGGUCU